AUGAGCCUAAUAAGGAUCGGGCUGGCGCUGCUGCUCCUGGUGGCCACCACUGCUCAGAUGGUGUACCCGGUUCAGGGACGUCGGAAGCUGUGCGGCGAGGCGCUGAGCGAUGCCCUGGACCUUAUAUGUACCAACGGCUUCGCCAGUCGGGCUAAGCGGAGCACCGCGGUGCAGGACAGAGGGUUGGCCCUGAUCCGGAAGCUCCAGCCACAUCGGCCGGAAAUGGACAUGGACAUGGAAACGGAAACGGGAACGGACCGUCCAGCCACCGGAAGCUUACGCAAAUUGCGACGCCUGCGACGCCGCGUGGCCCACGCGUGCUGCAAGGAAGGCUGCACCUACGACGACAUUAUGGACUACUGUGCCUGA
This is a messenger RNA of Drosophila serrata, 369 nucleotides long. RefSeq names its product Insulin-like peptide 4 (gene Ilp4). Gene Ontology annotation, biological process: adenylate cyclase-inhibiting G protein-coupled receptor signaling pathway. Gene Ontology annotation, cellular component: extracellular region. Lineage: Eukaryota; Metazoa; Arthropoda; Insecta; Diptera; Drosophilidae. The record is from RefSeq and is a predicted model, not a curated record. Gene Ontology annotation, molecular function: hormone activity; G protein-coupled receptor binding.